This is a messenger RNA of Erinaceus europaeus (western European hedgehog), 926 nucleotides long. It is a transcript of the gene ARFRP1, whose product is annotated as ADP ribosylation factor related protein 1. Gene Ontology annotation, molecular function: GTP binding; GTPase activity. The transcript is spliced from 8 exons. Gene Ontology annotation, biological process: Golgi to plasma membrane protein transport; intracellular protein transport; protein localization to organelle. The record is from RefSeq and is a predicted model, not a curated record. Gene Ontology annotation, cellular component: Golgi apparatus. Lineage: Eukaryota; Metazoa; Chordata; Mammalia; Eulipotyphla; Erinaceidae. Bases 183 to 788 code for a protein of 201 amino acids.
GAAGCCUCUGCACAGCUGUCGGGACUGCUGCCCAGCGUCCCGUCAGGCGCUGCGCGGGGUCAGCGCGGGGUCAGCGGGGUCAGGCACACUGAAGCCGGGGGCCUCCGAGGUCGGGAGGCGCAGAUAAACCUUGCUUGCCUAACAGGGGCACCCUAUGACCAAUCUCUCAGCUCCAGAGCAGGAUGUACACACUGCUGUCUGGCCUGUACAAAUACAUGUUUCAGAAGGACGAGUAUUGCAUCCUCAUCUUGGGCCUGGACAAUGCUGGGAAGACAACCUUCUUGGAGCAGUCCAAAACCCGCUUUAACAAGAACUACAAAGGAAUGAGUCUCUCCAAAAUCACCACCACCGUGGGUCUUAACAUCGGCACUGUGGAUGUGGGGAAGGCACGGCUCAUGUUCUGGGACUUAGGGGGCCAGGAGGAGCUGCAGUCUCUGUGGGACAAGUACUAUGCAGAGUGUCACGGUGUCAUCUAUGUCAUCGACUCCACAGAUGAGGAGAGACUGUCGGAAUCCAAGAGAGCAUUUGAGAAGAUGGUCACAAGUGAGGCUCUGGACGGCGUCCCCAUCCUGGUGCUGGCCAACAAGCAGGAUGUGCAGACGUGCCUCUCUAUCCCUGACAUCAAGACUGCCUUCAGUGACUGCACCUCUAAGAUCGGUCGGCGGGACUGCCUCACCCAGGCCUGCUCAGCCCUCACGGGCCAGGGGGUGCGUGAAGGCAUCGAGUGGAUGGUGAAGUGUGUCGUACGGAACGUGCACCGGCCACCUCGGCAGAGGGACAUCACGUAGGCCAGCUGCACCCAGAACUGCAGGAGCUUCCAGCCUGCCCUGCACCCCAGCCUGGGGGUGGGUGGGAUGCACUUUCCCUACUGGGUUUUUCAUUUGCUUUAAUUUUUCUCUUAAGACAAAACUUUUCUGUGUUUGGUA